Messenger RNA from Alternaria atra, 1551 nucleotides. RefSeq lists its product as uncharacterized. Gene Ontology annotation, molecular function: FAD binding. The record is from RefSeq and is a predicted model, not a curated record. The transcript has a single exon. NCBI's taxonomy places the organism in Eukaryota, Fungi, Ascomycota, Dothideomycetes, Pleosporales, Pleosporaceae. Bases 1 to 1551 code for a protein of 516 amino acids.
AUGGCUGUACAGGAGCUCCAAGCAGACGCAAACUCGAGGCAACCAGCAUGCGACCCCGACAUUACUACGGCCUGUCUUCAGGCGGUGGACGACAGUAAACAAAACUCAUCUAGUAUUUCCCCAAAACUGCAUGACUUCUUGGCUAGCCUUCAACACCGUGGGAUCAAGGCCUUUGCAUCACAUGGACGAUCGUUUCCGCCUGAAGCAAUGAUGCAUGACCGAGCAGCUGUCGUCCCUACGGUUAUAGUCUCGCCCCGAAGCGAAUGGGGCGUUAUGGAAACAUUAAAGUUGCUCACCUCCCUGAAACUCUACGACGAGCAUGCUGUCUCGGUAAGAAGCGGAGGACACGGAUAUCACAACGGAGGAUCAUGCUCGGGAAUCAUGAUCAAUUUGGGAUGCAUGGCAAACCGACGGAUCGUUGACAAUGUUUUGUUCUUGGAACCUGGUUGCAUCUUGGGACAACUUAUCGGUACUUUGGUGGACCACGAGAAGGCAGUCCCUCACGGCGACUGCUUCGGCGUCGGGGCUGGGGGACAUUUCCUCACUGCGGGGUGGGACAUCGCCCUGGCUCGACGCUACGGACUCGGGUGCCAGUCAGUCACUGGCGGCCGUAUUGUUCUAUGGGAUGGAUCGGUCGUCGAUGUGGAUGAGAAGAACCAUCCGAAAUUGCUAUACGCCAUGCGCGGCGGCGCCGCAGCAGGAGUGGGAGUGGUUACAGAAAUACGGCUGCGGCUGAUAGAUCAGCCUCCCUUGGUUUCCUGGCGUUUCCAAAGCCUGUCCAAAGCACAGCUGGAGAUUUGUGUGGCCCAUCACGCCUUCGCAAGCGCCGCGAACCUGCCUAAGGACAUAUCGAUAUCGUUCCGCUUCUACUUCGAGCCGGAUCAGCAUGACCCGGUAUGCUCGUUCAACGUCGUCAGUAUCCUGCCUGUGGACAAGACCCUCGAAUGUCUCCAUGAGCAUCUGGAUAGUGCAGUUGCGUCUAUCGUAGCUGAGCAGUCGGAGUGGCAUGAGAAGUCACUUGUGGACUUGAGAAUGGUGCCAGCUUCAGAAGCGCUGACCGCAAAUCCCCAGAUGCUGGCAGAGGUGACACCUGUGGCACUGCAUGAAAGCCCUCUGACCUACUGGAAACCGACCACAUCGUCGCGUGAAAUGGCAAGGUCGUAUUUCACCUCAGUCUCGCAUUGGGUUGUUUCUGAGUGCGAUGCCGUCUUUCUAGAGCUAUAUCGUGCCUUCCAGUCUGUCCGAGCAGUACAUGCACGCGAGCGAAUGUAUGCGCUCGUAGUUCAAGGUGGUGGCCGAAUGACGGAGUUGCAGCAUCAGUGUUCGAUGCCGCUUGGUCAAGCCCUGGCUCGCUUCGAGAUGCAUUGGGAUGCCCCCGAGGAUGAACGGUGGUCUAGGAGUUUCACGGACAGGAUAUCUGGGAUCAUGGAAUCAAAGCUGGAUCGUGGCCCUAGCCGACCAUAUCGCGGCGACAUCUGGCUAAAAGAGCAAGAACGAGACGACACACUGGAAGCGAUACUCAAGUCCUAUGAUCGCCGUUCAGCCGUUUGA